Molecule: messenger RNA, 1956 nt
Organism: Closterium sp. Naga37s-1
Lineage: Eukaryota; Viridiplantae; Streptophyta; Zygnematophyceae; Desmidiales; Closteriaceae
Source: the annotation of a GenBank genome assembly
AUGUACCACCUCCCCCCGGUCCUCCGCCUGCCCCCCCUCCUCCGGGCGCUCCCCCUUGAGCUGGCGCUCCUCCGCCAGGCGCCGGCGCAGUGGGUGCAACGGGUGGCGCAACGGGCGGCGCAACGGAUGGCGCAACGGGUGGCGCAACAGGUGGCGCAGCGGGCGGCGCAACGGGUGGCGCAACGGGCGGUGCGACGGGUGGUGCAACGGCAAUGGGUGCGGGCGGUGCAACGGGUGGUGCAACAGCAAUGGGUGCGGGCGGUGCAACGGCAAUGGGUGCGGGUGGUGCAACGGGUACGUUCCCCAGAGAUACUUUCACCGCUUGUAGUUGCACCCACACCCGCCACCCCCAUACCCUCCCCCACUGCUGCACCUGCAGCAGGGGAUGGAGGAGAAGGGGGGGGGGGGGAGGGGGGGGGUGCUGUGCAUGGCGCGUGCAGAGGGCAGCAGGGCGCACGGGGCGCACAGGGCAGCAGGGCAGCAGGGCGCGUGGGGCGCACAGGGCUGCAGGGCGCAUCUCCUCCCCCCCAUUGCUGCAUCCACAGCAGGGGUGGAGGAGAAAAGGGGGGGGGGGCUGAUGCUGCAAAUCCCCUCCCCCCACUGCUGCUGCAGAUCCCCUCCCCCCCACUGCUGGACCCGCAGCAGGGGUGGAGGAGAAAGGGGGGGGGGGCUGGUGCUGCAGAUCCCCUCCUGCCUCCCUCUGAACCUCCAAGCUCCCCCCCCUUCCCAACACAGGAUCCCCUCCCCCCCACUGCUGCACCCGCAGCAGGGGUGGAGGAGAAAGGGGGGGGCGGGGGGGGCUGGUGCCGCAGAUCCCCUCCCCCCCCACUGCUGCACCCGAGGGGGGCGGGCGGUGCAGGAGCCGCUCGGGCGACAGCAGGUUGGCCACACCCGCCACCCCCAUACCCUCCCCCACUGCUGCACCCGCAGCAGAGAGAUGGAGGAGAAGGGGGGGGGGGGGGGGCAGGUGCUGCAGGUCCCCUCCCCCCACUGCCGUAUCCGCAGCAGGGGGAUGGCAGAUCCCCUCCCCCCACUGCUGCACCCGCAGCAGGGGGAAAUAGGAGAAGGAUGGGAGGGGGGGGGGGGUGGGUCGGUGCUGCAGAUCCCCUCCCCCCCUCUGCUGCUCCCGCAGCAGGGGGAGGUAGGAGAAGGGUGGGGGACCUGGUGCUGCAGAUCCCCUCCUGCCUCCCCCUGAACCUCCAAGCUUCCCCCCCUCUCCCCUCCAUCCCCAUGGAGGGGGGGGAGGGGGGGGAGGGGGGCGGGGGCGGAGCUGCGCGUGCGACUGGCACCGGGGCCGCGGUUAGGGGCGGCAGGUCGCGAGGGGCCAUGGCUAGGGGCGACUGGGCCAUGGCUAGGUACGGGGCCGGGCGCUGGGCAGGUACGGGGCCGGGUGCUGGGCUAGGUACGGGGCCGGGUGCUGGGCAGGUACGGGGCCGGGCGCUGGGCAGGUACGGGGCUGGGCGCUGGGCAGGUACGGGGCCGGGCGCUGGGCAGGGAAGGGGCCGGGCGCUGGGCAGGUACAGGGCCGGGCUCUGGGCAGAUACGGGGCCAGGCGCUGGCAGGUACAGGGCCAGGCGCUGGGCAGGUUCGGGGCCGGGCGCUGGGCAGGUACGGGGCCGGGCGCUGGCAGGUACAGGGCCGGGCGCUGGGCAGGUUUGGGGCCGCGCGCUGGGCAGGUACGGGGCUGGGCGCUGGGCGUGGAACGGGGCCGGGCGCGGGCUAGGUACUGGGCCGGGCGCGGGGCUAGGUACGGGGCCGGGGGUUGGGCAGGUACUGGGCCGGGCGCUGGGCAAGUACGGGGCCGGGCGCUGGGCAGGUACGGGGCCGGGCGCUGGGCAGGUACGGGGCCGGGCGCUGGGCAGGAACGGGGGCCGGGCGCUGGGCAGGUACGGGGCCGGGCGCUGGGCAGGUACGGGGCCGCGCGCUGGGCAGGUACGGGGCCGGGGCGCGGGCUAA